Oryzias latipes (Japanese medaka) is the source of this 2056-nucleotide messenger RNA. Its product is annotated as signal-transducing adaptor protein 1. Gene Ontology annotation, molecular function: signaling adaptor activity. The record is from RefSeq and is a predicted model, not a curated record. NCBI's taxonomy places the organism in Eukaryota, Metazoa, Chordata, Actinopteri, Beloniformes, Adrianichthyidae.
AGGGCGUCUUCGCAGGCAGGGAUUCGGUUGUUAGUGUCAGACAGGUGCCUUUUCUUUGGAGUUUUCAUGACUCAGACGUGACUACUGACACAGCCGCUGCUGUUUUCAAGUUUCUGCGCGUCUCAUGAUGGCAAACCGAACCUGGCGAAAGAGGAAUCAGCUGCCGCACUGUUACCACGAGGGUUACCUGGAGAAGAGCACGCCUGAUGAUGAUGAGACAUCCCAAAAGCUGUGGGCAUGCUUGUGUGGAAACUCCCUCUUUUUCUUCAAUGAAAAGAGAGACAACGAUUACAUAGAAAAACUGGACCUGACUGGAUUUGUCUCAGUGAGAAACAUCAGUUCAGAUCAUUUCUCAAAGGCGGCCAGGUUCAGCCUCCAGCUGAAAAGUGGAACCACCAAUUUCACUGCCUCAAACUCAGAAAGUCGAGAGCUAUGGAAGGCCUUCAUUCAGUCUAUUGCUCAGCUGUCAGUACCUCCGUCUCUUACGCUGCUGCCUGGUCAAAUCCACAUGCUGAAUGAGGUAAUUGAGCAGGAAGAGGAGAGAUUGAAAAAUCUGCAAUCACCUUCCGCUGGUCAAAACACCAGCGUCCAUGCAGAUAUGCCAGCAUGUUACUAUCCCAUCUCCCGCAUUGAGGCGUCUUUGCUGCUCGAGAGAGAAGCUGCGAGAGGAAACAUGCUGCUAAGGCCCAGCAGGGAUGGAGCGUCCUACGCCAUUACCACAAGACAAGAACUUGACAGGGCUCUGUACAAACACUACCGUGUGACAAGCAGACCAGAAGGGGGUUUUGUGAUUGAUGUGAACAAUCCUGUCCACUGUGACUCACUGCAUGACGUGAUCACCCACUUGGUAGAACAGACGAAUGGAGUUCUGGUUCCUCUCAUCAUUGAGGGACCCUAUGAAAGAAAUUUCUCUUUUAUUGCUUCAGAUGCAGAAAGUGGGGAGCGAACUGAGAAGCCUUUACCAAACCUUCAGAGGGCGUUAAGGCAGGAUGUUCGGACCAUGUCGUCUCAAAAACUAGAGCCGAAUCUGACAGAAGAGGAGAGGGUGUACAUGAAUGACGAUCUGAUAGUGAUGCAACAAAAGAAGCCAGAUCUCCCUGUUCCUCCUCCACGGCCUAAGAAAGAGGAAACUCCAAAAAAGAUACUGAUGCCUCCUCUACCUGCUCCUCGCAGAGCCAGCUACAUCGCACCAUCCUCUGCCUCUCCAGCCAGUGCUGAGCUAAACACCAGUCCAGACUGCCCAAAACAGCUUCCUUUAGCAGCCAUAUCAGAGCUAAAGCUUAAACUCAACCUGAGGCCAGUGAUUCAGAAGUGAAGUGCUCUGACGGUCGGAAGCAUCCACUAAAAUCCUGUCCGACACUACAGCUUACAGACCAUCCAUGCAGGAACCCACGGAGACUGUUUCCUUCCUUUGCAUUGAAGCUGCACCCCUCCUCUCCAUCGAUUUCCCGUCUGAGAGGCCCCUUUGAAGAUUUACAUUUUAUGGAUUUACCUCUGGAACAAUCAUUGGCAAAACUAACUGGCUGUGGAGACGGAUGUUCUUAGCACAUUAUCUUCACUUUUCUGUUGUACCAUUUGCACAUUUGGCAGUGAUGGAGGAGCCCUUUGGUCAUCAGACUGGAUCAGUGUUGUAGUUUAAAAAGUCUGUAGAAUUCAACUGGAUCUUUUCAUCCAUGAGCUUUUGUGUGUCAUUUAGAUAGCACUGUUUCUAUGUACUGUCAACACUAAUCAACAUGUUAAUUUUAGCCGCUUAACUUCCUGUUUCUUAUUAUUCAUAAGUCUUAAGUGGAAAACUAUACUUUUGCUUUUGUUACAUCACAUCAGAUGUCACUAAGCAACGUUUGGUAUCUGCUAUGCAGCAGUUUAACAGUGAGAUUAAUCCGUUUUAUAGAGUUCUGUAGUUAGUUUAAUCUAUUGUUUUCUUGUUUUUACUUUAAACUCUUUGUUCCAGGUUCAAUAAUACAUCAAAACACUGCUCGUAUUCCUUUAUUACCUAAAUGACUGAUACAUUAUUUAGGAAAACUUAAAGUAUUUACAAUAAACUGUGAUGUUUUGU